Messenger RNA from Drosophila elegans, 1165 nucleotides. RefSeq lists its product as uncharacterized. The transcript is spliced from 4 exons. The record is from RefSeq and is a predicted model, not a curated record. NCBI's taxonomy places the organism in Eukaryota, Metazoa, Arthropoda, Insecta, Diptera, Drosophilidae. Bases 112 to 1107 code for a protein of 331 amino acids.
CUCAGACAUCCAGUUUAACUCUGAAUCAAUUCGACACAACAUUGCCUAACAUAUACUCAUAAAUAUUUACCCAGAAAUAUUUUAAAAAGAUUUAUUUAAUAAAAAACAAAGAUGCCGCGACGCAAGCCAACCAUAAAGACCGAUGUGAUCGGCGACUUGGACCUCAACCCAGAGGUGGCCAUCGAUGACUAUCGCGUCUCCCGCCAGCAGGAUCAGUUUUUCGUGAAGCCGCCCAAUUGGGAUUCGGCUGGGGACACCAUCGAAAUGCUGUACAUAGCCAAUCUGCGGGAGCACGAUGCCAUGAAGGAGGUGCAGAGCACGCUGCUGAAGGAUGCCAAACGCCAGACGGCCUUGAAUGUGCAGCGCAUCCGUAAGAUGUACAAAAUCCAGGAGCGCCUGCGCAAACGCUUCGUCGAAGUGAAUGGUUUUAUCAAGGACUGUGCGGACAAGAGGCGCAGUGCCGACAAGUCCAUUCGCGAGGAGUCCGCGCUCCACGAGGAGGUCAUCAGGGAGAUAGAAGGCUUCAAGACCGCCAUUGCCGAGCUGGGUACUUUUCGCACCGCCCUCAAGGCCACAGUGGCCCAAUUUCAGCCCUACGAGAGGGUUCUGGAGGAGGUGGUCAAGGUGUCCGAUAUCUUUGUCUCGCCCAAGGACUGCAUCGACCGCUGCGAUGCUUUGAUGCUCGCCCAGGUGGAGAUCAAUCAACUGGAGAGUCAGAAGCUCAACGAAAUCGAGGAGAUGCGCCAACGUAUGGUCCAGGUCACCAGCGAGGCGGCUCUAACUGUUCUGGGCCUCAAAAACGAUCUGGCCCGGCUGGACCGAUCCUAUGUCAGUUCGCGAGCCACUUGCCUGAAGUGGGAGAAGAUAUUGAGCACCUGCAAGGACACCACCUCGAACUACAAUCUCGACAAGGAGCGUAUGUUCGACGGCAUCCAGGUCCUGUACCGUCUACUUUGCAAGCGACGCGACAUUGUGCCCAGCUUUCACAGCUAUGAGAUCGAUCACAUCCUGAGCUUCGUCAUGCGCGAAAUCAGUCUGUUGUCGUCGGUACUCCAGGAACUGGAGGCCACCAAAGGCGAUAAAGUCGAGGCAGGACGAUUGUGCUAACUGAAAUUGAGAUAAUUUUUGUAGGAAUUUAUGAAUAAAAUGUUUUAGAUGCCUUUAA